AUGGCAUGCGGCAAAGUCAGCAUGGAACUACCAAAACAAAUGAAGUCGUUAAAUGGUUCAAAGGCAUACAUCAUUACUGGACACAGUCUGAAGACCAAAACACCCGUUGUCUCGCAAAUUGAAACGAUUCUUGGGUCAUCUCAUGUCGGCACAUUGUCGUCUAUUGGACAGCACGCUCCUGUAAAGGGGAUUAUUAAUGGCAUGAAAGCGGUUGAGGAAAGUGGUGCAGAUAUUCUCAUCUCAAUCGGUGGUGGUUCACCAAUUGAUUCAGCUAAAGCCAUUAUAUACAGACUUAAUGAAAAGAAUCCAGAUGUAUGGCUUCCUCACAUUGCAAUACCAACCACGUUAAGCGCUGCAGAAUGCACCUCAAUAGCCGGUUACACGACAGAAGACGACCGUAAAACAGCUGUUCAAAAUCCCCAUCUCUCACCAAGUGCAAUUAUUUAUGACGCCGAACUAGGAAAAUACACGCCUCAAAAGCUGUGGCUCAGUUCAGGCCUGAGAGCACUCGAUCACGCCAUUGAAUCACUCUAUCAUCCGGAAGCAGUGGAUAUACCAACAAAAAGACUCGCACUCGAAGCAAUUCGAGAUUUAUUCAAUUAUUUACCAAAGUCUAAAGAAGCGCCUGAAGAUCUCAAAAUUAUUUCACAUCUUCAAACGGCCGCCUUUGCUUCACUCGGUACACUUGGACAAGUUUCUUCCGGAAUUGGAUUGAGUCAUUCGCUCGGCUAUGCUCUUGGUUCUUCAUAUGGAAUCCCACAUGGAAUCACCAGCUGUUUGACGUUAAGCUCAGUCAUUGAGCUGAAAUCAAAAAAUGAAGAAAGUGCCUCACAACUUGCUCGAGCAUUACCAUAUAUUGGUAUUGAGUCAUCUGGUAAUUCAAAGAAAGAUGCUCAGACAUUGGCAUUUGCAGUGGAUAAUCUUGUCAAGAACUUGGGUUUGAAAACCUCAUUAAAAGAAUACAAUGUUCCUCGUGACCAAGAUCAGAUCAUAGUAGAGCGAGCGCUUAGAAAAAGAGAUGAUCCUGCAUUCAAUCAUGUUCUAGAACUUGUUCAGAAACUUUGGUAG
This is a messenger RNA of Didymodactylos carnosus, 1068 nucleotides long. The record is from the annotation of a GenBank genome assembly. Lineage: Eukaryota; Metazoa; Rotifera; Eurotatoria; Philodinida; Philodinidae.